GUGGUGGAUAGGAUGUGGGAUGGGGCUCGUGGGUAUUGGGAUGCUCUUCAGCACGACUUGGUCAUCAAUUUUCCACGCAAAGAUACAACAAAUGAUGAUACUCAAACCCGGUUCGACCUCAUUCAAUAUCUGGCGAGAGAUCCCAAUACCGAUUUAUCUAGAAUGUUUUCUGUUCAACAUCACCAACGUGGACGAGAUCCUCGCUGGGAAGAACGUUACGUUAAAAGUACAAGAAAUGGGCCCGUAUGUAUUUAAAGAAAUUAAUACUAAGGUUAACAUAAGUUGGAACGAUAACAACACGGUGACAUUUAGAAAUCAAAGGUUCUGGUACUUCCAGCCUGACAUGUCGAACGGGAGUCUCUCCGAUAACGUCACCAACAUCAACCCAAUUAUAGCGACAAUCGCGUAUACGUUGCGCACGAACAGAGUGAUUUUAAAAGUAAUAGUAGAUAUGAUUCUUCGCACGUACCAUACGAAUAUGUUUCUGAAAGCCAACGUCUCGUCGUGGCUGUUCGAUGGCGUCGGAGAUCCUAUUCUGGAUCUCGUUGGACAUAUACCUCAUCUACCUUACACAAUACCAUUCGAUAGAUUUGGAUGGUUUUAUAAACGCAAUGGUUCGAUAGACGCGGACGGUCUAUUCGUCACGAACACUGGUGGGGCGGACUUCAGUGAACUCGGUAAACUCGAACGAUGGCAACAAUCCAAUAGAACUGUCUACAGAGACCAGUGUGGGGAGCUGAAGGGGACCACUGGAGAGCUCUGGGCGUUGGAACACGAACAGCCAGAGAUACAGAUCUUCGCUGCUGAUCUUUGCACACAUAUGUCCUUAGCUUAUUCUGGGCCGGUGGUGAAGCAAGGCUUGCCGGGCGUGGAAUUUGCAGCCAAUGACUCACUUUUUGAUAACGGCUACAAAUACCCAAAUAUGGCGUGCUAUUGUGAUGAAGUUCGAGAUGAAAACUGCAUGGCCGCUGGAGCUUUAAACGUGUCCGCUUGCAAAUACGGAGCCCCGGCCUUCGUGACUCGGCCACACUUCCUGGGCAUGGACCCAUACUACCCCAGCAAGAUCGAGGGGUUGAAACCAACUGAGAAGCACAAUUUCAAAAUGGCGAUCGAACCAGUCACCGGCAUGCCCCUAGCUAUCUCGGCGCAGCUGCAAGCCAAUGCUCUAGUCAGACACAUACCUGGUAUCAGCCUCAAUAACCAGCUGCCGGACCCGGACGUGCUGGUGCCCAUGUUCUGGUUCCGCGAGGACAUCACGGUGGACGAGCGCUACGCCAACUUCGCGGCCAUGGCGCUCGGCGUGCGGUACUGGUUCCCCUACGGUUGCUACUUUUUUAUUACACUCGGCUUAUGCCUGAUCGUUACUGGCGUGUGCAGAAUACGAAAAUACGCGCUAAUGAGGCUAAAGGAAGCGGAUAUUCCAGCGUCGCAGAAGUUUUUGAGUCACGGCGACAAGAAGCACGACUUCGCUUUGCAAUUGAAAGAAAACAAGUUAUGAUUCUUAUUGCUGUAUAGAGAGAGACCAUUACUAACCUUACACCGCCAUUACGCUCUUUCGCUUUCAAAGUUUGUCUUAAAACAGGGAGUAUUUUAGAAGUGCCAUAAUAUUGUGAAAUUAACACCGUUUGUUGGUGCCGUCUGAACAUGACCUUUUUUUUUAAUAGUUUUGAGGUUAUAAUAAUGAAAAUUUAUGUUUUAACAAGUUUAAAAUAUUAUCUUUAUGUGUGCAGUGUACUGUGCGUGUUGUUGCCU
Vanessa atalanta (red admiral) is the source of this 1752-nucleotide messenger RNA. Its product is annotated as protein croquemort-like. Gene Ontology annotation, cellular component: cytoplasm; membrane. NCBI's taxonomy places the organism in Eukaryota, Metazoa, Arthropoda, Insecta, Lepidoptera, Nymphalidae. The transcript is spliced from 10 exons. Bases 20 to 1498 code for a protein of 492 amino acids. The record is from RefSeq and is a predicted model, not a curated record. Gene Ontology annotation, molecular function: scavenger receptor activity.